Molecule: messenger RNA, 1515 nt
Organism: Cyphellophora europaea CBS 101466
Lineage: Eukaryota; Fungi; Ascomycota; Eurotiomycetes; Chaetothyriales; Cyphellophoraceae
Exons: 2
Coding region: 1-1515 (504 amino acids)
Source: RefSeq, a predicted model, not a curated record
AUGUAUAUUCAGCUGAAAGAAGAGGCGGGAAGAUUGGUAUUCAAAAGAUCAAGCUCGUUGGAACCACGGCAAAGUAACGGUACCGACUCUGAUAGUGGUGGAGGCGGAAGCGUAAAUUAUGUGGCAACUAUAAUCGUUGCGGUAGUAGUGAUAUUCCUCCUCACCUUGGGAACCCUAUUCUGGACCUAUUUGCGCCGAAAACGAGCAAGCGGUCAGGUACCAAAACUUUUGCCGGGUUUUAUGCGCAAGAGAUGGGACGCAUGGAAACCACGACAAAAGUAUGCAAGCGUCGGCGGUGGAAGCCGCUCAAGUCUAAACGCAAACACUUCAUACAAUGGAAAUGAGACCGAGGAGCGUGCGGCCACCCAGGCGGCAGCUGCCGGAGUGGACCGACAUACCAGUGUUCGCUCCGUGAUGACCCUUCCACCAUACUCACAAAGUGCUCAAGACUCUGAGCAAGUGCUUGGCCGCGAAGGUGAACGAGCAGGAAUGGACACAGUCGUGGAGUUUCCAGAAACACAAGACGAGGAGGAAGCUCGUCGAGAAGAGCAAAUGGAUUCAUUAUAUCAGAUUCGUUUACAACGACGCCGUGAAAUUGCGGAACGAGAACAACGCCGAACAGAACGUCGCGAAGCUCGUGAACGAGGCGAUUUCGCUCGCCUUGAAGAACUCCGCCGGGAAUCUCGGGCACGCGCCAACAAUCAAUCCUCCUCUUCCUUGAACGGUGGUCUAUCCGUCUCAGCCGCAACCAUGAUCGCCGAGCAUCAAUCCAGCAGCCGUGAACGACGAGUCUCAUCCGUUGCAUACGCCGAUGUUGGGCUAGCCCGACACGAUGGAACGCGUAUCCGCGCCAACAGCACUGAAUCUGAACGAGGCGGUUUGCUUGAACAUGCCGCGCCUAUGGGUGACGACAACAGCUCUCUACAUCCCUCAGUGAGCCGCCCUUCUCACCACCGCGAGCGCUCUGGCAGCUCUGCCCUCAGCAUCUCCACCAAUGCCUCCGAUAUCGAGCCUACGCCUCCCACCACAAGAGCCGGCUCAACAACCCAGCCUGUUCAGUCCGACAGCACUGACUCGUCAUCACCUACCGCAAAUCGCUUCACACCUGAUGAUUCGACCGAGGGCGAGGACAUUGGCGAGUCACGCAUCCCCCAAACAGCAUCGGAUCCGAGCUCACCACAGCCUCCCGAGUACGCCCCACCGGAAGAAUGGGGCGAGGCGCCGGCAUACACCGAGCGCAUGGCCUCUAUACGGAGAGCUGCCGCGCAACGCCAGGAUGCUGCUGGCGUUCAGCGGACGGGCAGCCAGAGGGCGUUUGAUGAAAUGGCGAGCUUGGGCCGGACGCCGAGCGGCCCGCCGCAAGUUCCGCAAUUGCAACUACCGAGCAUCAGUGUGGAGGCGGCCACAGCGGACAACAGUCCUCUGAGCCCCAGAGAAGGCGACGGUCAGCGGCGAAGCGCUAGUGGGAGUCGCAGCCGGAGAAGCCGCUAUGACAAUGAAGAGUUCAUGUCGUAA